AUGGAUAGGAACGAUCGAAAUGACUGUAUGCAAAGAUUAGCUUUUCUAUGGAAUUGCUCUCAUGCUUCUCUCCGACACAGCACACAAUUAUCGGGAUUCUAUAUCUAUCGUAUAAAGCAACUUGCCUCACAGUUUGGAAUAGAUUAUUCAAGUUCUGCCAACGAACUGAAAACUCCAACUUCAAGUCAUAAUAGAAAUUCAUCUAUAGCUGUCUCUAGCAUUUCAAAAAGUGCAAAGAAGCGAUCUAUGAUCCGUCAUUCAUUACUGACAUCGAUGUUAAAAGCUUCAGCUGCAAGUACUCCGCAGUCCUCACCAAGUCUAAAAGACUUUUUAAUGUCAACAUAA
Trichoplax adhaerens is the source of this 345-nucleotide messenger RNA. RefSeq lists its product as uncharacterized. The transcript is spliced from 4 exons. Lineage: Eukaryota; Metazoa; Placozoa; Uniplacotomia; Trichoplacea; Trichoplacidae. The record is from RefSeq and is a predicted model, not a curated record. Bases 1 to 345 code for a protein of 114 amino acids.